AUGUCGCUGAAGCAGAUCGUCGGAAACAAGCUUCUGAACGAGGUGAUUCGUCCUCUGAAGAAACCCGAGGGAAAAGGAUGGAAUGCCCUGGUCGUCGACAGGUUGUCGAUGCGAAUGCUUUCGGCUUGUUGUAAGAUGCAUAACAUCAUGGAAGAUGGCAUAACAAUCGUCGAAGAUUUAGCAAAACGAAGAGAACCUCUUCCGAGUCUAGAGGCGAUAUACCUUAUCGCUCCCACAAAGGAGUCGAUAGAUCGCUUGAUUGCCGAUUAUACAGUUCGUAAUCAGUACAAGUGUGCCCAUGUUUUCUUCACGGAGGCUUGUGCCGACACGUUAUUCUCCGAGUUGUCUCGUAGUGCCGCUGCUCGACAUAUUAAGACGUUGAAGGAAAUCAACAUUGCCUUCACUCCAUACGAAAGCCAGGUUUACACCUUGGACUCGCCUGAUACGUACUUCCUAUACUACAAUGCACAAAAGCAGGGCGGCUUAACAUACAAUCUCGAACGUAUAGCGGAACAACUGGCAACGGUAUGCGCCACCCUCGGAGAGUAUCCUUCGCUACGUUAUCGAGCUGAUUUUGAAAGAAACGUAGAGCUCGGUCAUUUGGUGGAACAAAAAUUGGAUGCUUAUAAAGCUGACGAUCCGACAAUGGGUGAAGGCGCCGACAAAGCUCGUAGUCAGCUUCUCAUCAUCGAUCGAGGCUUCGAUGGUGUAACUCCACUUCUUCACGAGUUGACCUUACAAGCAAUGUGCUAUGAUUUGCUUGGUAUUGAGAAUGAUGUUUAUCGCUAUGAAACAGGCGGAAAUGAUAGCGUCGAGAAAGAGGUAUUAUUUUUUUUCUUAGGUACUUCUGGACGAAAACGACGACCUGUGGGUCAGCCUCAUUUGUGGCACUUUAAAAUUGAUACUAAGGCGGGCUUCAAAUCUAUCAAGGACUUGUCAAUGAUGAUUAAGAAGAUGCCUCAGCAUCAGAAGGAGCUGAAUAAGUUUAGCACUCAUUUCCACUUGGCAGAGGAAUGUAUGCGCCAAUAUCAAAGUGGUAUCGACAAACUUUGCAAAGUUGAACAGGACCUUGCUACCCAAGUGGAUGCUGACGGUGAACGCGUACGUGAUCCUAUGAAAUUGAUGGUGCCGUUAUUAAUUGAUCCUGUUGUAAAAACGGAAGAUAGGCUGAGGCUUAUUCUUUUAUAUAUCCUCAGUAAGAAUGGGAUUACUGACGAAAAUUUGAAUAAAUUACUUCAACAUGCUAACAUCGCCAUGGCUGAGAAGGAAACUAUCACUAAUGCAUCAUUUCUGGGCUUGAACAUCACAAUCGAUCAAGGCCGUAAGAAGGUAUGGACACUAGCGCGAAAGGAGCGGCCAAAUGAACAAGUAUACCAGUCCUCACGUUGGGUUCCGGUGCUGAAGGAUAUCAUGGAGGAUGCAAUUGAUGAUAAACUUGACACCAAACACUUCCCAUUUCUAGCGGGACGUCAAAUCAACCAACCGUUUAGAGCCCCAACCUCGGCGCGUUACGGGCAGUGGCAUAAGGAACGUGGGCAGCAAGCUCAGUAUCGCAGUGGUCCGCGUUUGAUUGUGUUUGUUAUUGGAGGAUUAACAUACUCGGAGAUGAGAGCGGCUUAUGAGGUGACCCAGGCGAAGAAACCGUGGGAGGUUAUCAUAGGUUCCGACCAAAUCAUUACUCCUGAGAAAUUCCUGGCAAAUCUCCGCGACUUGAAUAAGCCGAGAGAACAAUGA
Angiostrongylus costaricensis is the source of this 1734-nucleotide messenger RNA. NCBI's taxonomy places the organism in Eukaryota, Metazoa, Nematoda, Chromadorea, Rhabditida, Metastrongylidae. The record is from the annotation of a GenBank genome assembly.